This is a messenger RNA of Fragaria vesca subsp. vesca, 453 nucleotides long. RefSeq names its product ribonuclease S-7-like. The transcript is spliced from 3 exons. Gene Ontology annotation, cellular component: extracellular region. Bases 1 to 453 code for a protein of 150 amino acids. The record is from RefSeq and is a predicted model, not a curated record. Lineage: Eukaryota; Viridiplantae; Streptophyta; Magnoliopsida; Rosales; Rosaceae. Gene Ontology annotation, molecular function: ribonuclease T2 activity; RNA binding. Gene Ontology annotation, biological process: RNA catabolic process.
AUGUCUCGAGGAUCUUAUGAUCAUUUCAAAUUUGUACAACAAUGGCCACCGGCCUUCUGUGCCACGAAUCGCUGUAAACCAGGGGCAAAACAGAUGUUAAUGUUCACUAUCCAUGGUCUCUGGCCAGAUAAUAAAACUUAUGUGCCUUGUCGUGCCCUUUUACCGUUGUUUGCAGGCCGUCAGCCAAAUCUGAAAGGAAUUGAUCGCAAGUUUUGGAAAGAAGAAUGGGACAAACACGGAAGAUGUUCCUCGCAGACGUACGACCAAAGACAAUAUUUCGAGCGGUCACACAACAUGUGGAUGGAAACGGACUUGACCAACACCUUUGGCAACCUUAUCAAAGGAAACAGUCUACAACGGAACGUCGCAGAUAUAGAAAACCUGAUUCAAAAGUUUAUAGCUCCACUCUCUGAUAUUGGUUUCUGCACAAUAGUACCCUUUUUCUUUCAAUGA